Molecule: messenger RNA, 1653 nt
Organism: Fusarium sp. VM40
Lineage: Eukaryota; Fungi; Ascomycota; Sordariomycetes; Hypocreales; Nectriaceae
Source: the annotation of a GenBank genome assembly
AUGUCACCAACUAUCAAGAACCGUCUAUGGAAUCCAGCAUUUGGUAUCCGGUUUCCCCCUAAAGCCGAUCAACAGCCUCCUUAUCCUUUCUUGGACAUUACUCGCUUUGUUCACACGCCUGCAUCAAGCUCGGAGGCUGCGCCAAAUCCUGAUGUCGAAGUUGAUGAAUUUGGCGCAGGUGAUGGCUUUGAGCGUGAUGCAGCGGAAUGGUUUGAUCAGCAGGAUCAGUUGGCAACGUCAGUCACCGAAACCAUUUCUGAAGGAACCCAAGUUGCCUUGGGCACAGAUGGGAAUCUCAUUGAUGCCUCGAAGCAAGAGUCAACACCAAUAGAAACUGUUGGACCGCCCCUGACUUCUCUGGACUAUACCGUCGAUACUGAGCUCUGGGCAGCAGCUCGGAAGAGGAAAGCAGGCUCCCACGACUCUUUCUGGUCUUAUAAAAUGUACCGUCGAAUUCUAGACAACGGCGAGCAACAGAAUGUUAAGGUCCACUACUGCACCUCCAAACACACAAUGGAGCAUGUUUGCCAAACAUACUUUGCAGAUGAGAAAGUUAUCGGCUUCGACUUGGAAUGGCUAAUUGGACAGAGGGCUACCGCCAACCCCCGGAGAAAUGUCUCGCUCAUUCAGAUUGCCAGUCCUAGUCGCAUCGGCUUAUUUCAUGUUGCUCUCUUCGCAAAAGACGAUUUUGUCGCCCCAACAUUCAAGAGAAUUAUGGAAGACGAAAGCGUCACCAAGGUCGGCGUGGCUAUCAAGGGUGAUUGCACAAGGCUGAAGAACAAUCUUGGCAUAGAAAGCAAGGGUAUCAUCGAGCUAUCUCACAUAUACAAACUUGUGAAAUUCACAAAGAGUGGAGAAUUAAACCGAAUUAACAAAGUUAUGGUCUCACUUGCUGCCCAGACGCAAGAGAUGCUUGGUCUUCCCUUGUUUAAAGGGGACGAUGUGCGGUCUAGUAAUUGGAUGCUGCGUCUUUCACCAGACCAGGUAGCAUACUCGGCUUCGGAUGCCUACGUUGGCCUACAACUAUACUACAUUCUGGAACAGGAACGGGAGAAAUUGCAGCCAACUCCUCCCCGGCCGCACUUUGUCGAGAAGAACCUCCCGAUUCAGUUCUUUACAGCGGACGAUGUGGAUGAGAGCGAUGAGACCUCGGAGUCUGGCGAAUCUGAAGUGAUUACUGAUGUGGAAGCUGAGCUGGAUGACCCGGAGGUCAAGGUUGCCAAGCCGCUUGUGAAAUCAACGACAACAACGACAACAACGAAGACAAAGCCAAGCACAAAGAUAACACCACCAGAGAAACAAGCGAAGGCUACGAGGGAUGUCCGCAUCGUUGCUGCUGAAGAUGAUGCUAGGGAAUACCAUGACAACACAAAAGACGUAAGAGUAACGGUCUCGACUUUGCGCUCCUACUUCCUCUGGUACGAUAACCAAAGUCUCACACCAGAGGUAAUCGCAGCACUCCUGCGGACUCCUCCUCUCAAGACCAACACUGUUGUUUCCUAUAUUCUUGAUUCCAUCAUUGCUGAGAAGCUGCCAUACUCAAAAGAGAGGCUGAGAACCGAGGUGUUAUCACACCUUGCUCCCGAGGCGCGAUUAGCCACCCGUUAUCGAGGAUUAGUGGCUGAUAGUCAAGAGUCUGAAGGAGAACUGUGA